Messenger RNA from Rhineura floridana, 5775 nucleotides. RefSeq names its product collagen alpha-6(VI) chain-like. The record is from RefSeq and is a predicted model, not a curated record. NCBI's taxonomy places the organism in Eukaryota, Metazoa, Chordata, Lepidosauria, Squamata, Rhineuridae.
AUGAAGAUGCUGUUAGCAUUUAUUCUCCUAAUUACUGAGACACAAACAUCUAUGGCUCAUAAACCAGCCCCUAAGUCUGCUGAUAUUGUUUUUUUGGUUGCUAGCAGUAACACAUCUUCACGCCAUGUCAAAAUGUUUAUUAGCAAAGCAAUCAAUAGCUUGCCACUAGGUCCUAAGGAAUAUCACAUUGCACUUGCUCAAUAUAAUGACCAUGUGUACAGUGAAUUCCAGCUAGAUACCUAUAAAGGGAAGAAUCCAAUGUUGAACCAUAUCAAAAAUAAAGUUGUGUUCAAAGGUGGGCCCCUGAAAACUGGCAAUGCUCUCCACAAGGUUCAUGAUAUCUAUUAUUGGAAACCAACCCCUGAAAGUGACAAGUCCAAGAUUUUGAUAGUUAUGACAUCUCGACCAUCUCAUGAUGAUGUAGAAGAAGGUGCCAAAAUGUUGCAGAAAGCUGGAGUGAAAGUCAUUGCACUGGGGAUGGAGGAUGCUUCUUAUGAUGAACUAAUUCUGAUGGCCACGAAACAAUUUCAUUUCUUUUUUCCUAGACUAGAAGAACUAAUUUUAUUUUCUCAGAACAUUUCUGGAAUCAUUAUAGAUGCCAUCCAUGGAGGUAUUAAUAACAACAACCAAGUUUUAACCAAUACAACAGCUGAGAACAAAGUAAAUAAUGGAAUAGCAUUAGAAGCUUGCGAUGGUGACUCAGUUGCUGAUGUGGUGUUCAUAGUGGAUGCAGGUUCUUCGCAAACCAAAUUUGAGAAGAUUCAAACCUUUUUGGAAAAGCUGGUGUCUUCUUUGAAUGUGAAGGAGAAAUGCAUAAGGGUUGGCUUGGUGACAUUCAGCACUAAGCCCCAGGUGAUAUUUUUGCUGAAGAUGGAAAUGAAUAAGACUCAAGUUCUGCAAUACAUACAAAGCCUUUCUCCCAAGGCAGGAAAGGCUAACACUGACUCUGCCAUUCACUUUACAAGGGAGAAAGUCUUCACUGAAAGUUCAGGGAGCAGGAAGACCCAAGGGGUGGAACAAAUAGCCCUUCUUAUCACCCACAGGUCUUCAGAAGAUGGUGUGAGUGAUGCUGCCACAGUUCUCAGGAGAGCUGGGGUGACUGUGUUUGCCAUUGGCAUUGAAGGAGCUAAUGCCACUCAGUUAGCCCGGGUAGCUACGUACCCAUCACACCAAUAUGUCACUCACCUCAGAACAUUUUCCCAUUUGCCACAUCAAGCUCUGUUAUUUCACAAGAAGAUUGUGAAUCAGAUACAGCAAAAGCUUUACAUGGACACCAAAAGAGCAGAACUUCUCAAGAGAGGUUGUGUGGUUACAGAAGAAGCUGACAUUUAUUUCCUCAUUGAUGGUUCUUCGUACCUCGAUUAUUUUGACUUUAUGGAUCUGAAAUUGUUUUUGAAAGAAGUGGUUAAAUUUUUUACAACAGGACCAAAUAAGGUUCGCUUUGGAGUUGUGCAAUACGCAGAAAUAAACGAACUGGAAUUCGGACUUGAAGAAUAUAGCAAAACAAGUGAUAUAUUGAAAGCCAUCGAUAACAUCCGCCAGUUAGGUGGGAGCCCUCACACUGGAGCAGCUUUGACAUUCAUUCAACCUUUGUUAACAAGGCCACACGGUCAGCAUUCCAGAAGGGUGCCCUGCCAUCUGAUAGUGUUAACGCACCGGAAGUCAGAGGACCAUGUUGAGGGAGCUGCCAAGAGAUUAAGAGAUGAGAUGGUCAACAUUUAUGUCAUUGGUGUCAGACAUUCUAAUGAGUCACAGAUUUAUCAGAUGGCGGAGUCACAGGACAGAGUUUAUUCUGUGAACGAUUUUGCUUCACUGAAGCAUAUAAAGAACGAUGUUGUUUGAGAGAUCUGUGCUGUAGAAGCCUGCAAAGAAAAGAAAGCUGACAUUCUGUUUCUGGUGGAGAGCUCUGGUAGGAUAGGCCCUGAGAACUUUGCGAAAAUGAAGGCCUUCAUGAUUGAACUGGUGAACAAAUCUGACAUUGGUCCAGACAGAGUGCACAUUGGCAUUGUCCAGUUCAGUGGCAGAAACCAAGAAGAGUUCCGGCUCAACCAGUACUCAUCAAAAAGAGACAUCAUUAAUGCUAUUAGGAGAAUGUCUCUUAUGGGACAGAACCCACUUACUGGGGGAGCACUGCAAUUUGUGUUCAAUUAUUUCAAGCCUGCCAAAGGGGCACGGGCCUAUGUCAAGAAAAUUCUUAUCCUGAUCACAGAUGGGGAAGGGCAAGAUGAAGUGAAAGACCCUGCAGAAGCUUUAAGAGAGGAAAGCAUCAUUAUCUAUUCGCUGGGGACGUUUCAUGCAAAUAAAAUGCAGCUGACAGAGAUAAGUGGGAAGCCUGAGAUGGUGUUUUUUGUGGAGGGCUUUGAUGUUCUGAAGCACUUAGAAAGUGAGAUUCUCUUUGGAAUAUGUAGUCCUUAUGAUGAGUGCCGAAGGAUUGAACGCUUAGAUAUUGUUUUCGUCGUUGAUGGCUCUGGAAGCAUAGAUCCCAAAGAAUAUGACAUUAUGAAGGACUUCAUGAUUACCUUGGUGAAAAAAUCUGAUGUUAGGCAUGACCAAGUUCAAUAUGGAGCUGUCAAAUAUUCUGCCGAGCCAGAAACAUUUUUCUUUCUGAACACCUACAGUACAAAAUCUGCAAUCAUUAAGGCUAUCCAGAAUGAUAAACCUAUUGGGGAAACGACAUACACAGCCAAGGCAUUGCGACACUCAGAAGGUCUUUUCUCCGAGGAGCAUGGCAGCCGAAAGCACCGGGGUGUCCCCCAAGUCCUUAUAGUGAUAACCGAUGGGGACUCCCACAAUACAGCAGAGCUUGAUGAAGUGUCCAGGCGGCUCAGGGCCCAUGGCAUUGUCAUCUAUGCCACUGGGAUAGAAAGAGCCAAGCCUAGUGAGCUCCUGACCAUAGUAGGAGCGGAAGACAAAUAUUUCUACGUAAACACAUUUGAAGGACUGAAAAAACUGUAUCCCCAAAUAUCUGACAAUAUAUGCGGUAUUUCAAAACCAGAAUGUGGAAUUCCGGCUGAUCUUGUAUUCCUGAUUGAUGGGUCUAACAGUAUAAGUGAUAGUGACUUCAACAAGAUGAAGAUUUUUUUGCAAGAUAUGGUUCAUCCAUUUGACACUGCUCACAAAGUACAAGUUGGCAUUGCUCAGUACAGUUACAGGUACAGGGAAUAAUUCAGCUUGGAUGUUUUCCCAUGCAAAGCAGAACUUGAAACUCAAAUUGGACUCAUCAGACAGAUGGAAGGACUUCAGACAUACACUGGUGCAGCUCUUGAGAGAGUGAAGCACUACUUUACACCAGAAGGUGGCAGUAGAGUUAAUGAAAACAUCCAACAGAUUUUGCUGGUGAUCACAGAUGGUUGAUCACAUGACAAAGUUGUGAAAGCCGCAGAAGAUCUGAGAAAGAAAGGUGUUGACAUAUAUGCCUUAGGGGUAGGGAAAAUCGACCAUUUGCUGCUUAGUCAGAUAGCUGGCUCCUCAGAUAGGAAGUACACAGUUGAUAAUUUCAGUGAACAGAAGGAUAAAAAAAGACUAGUUGAUGAUAUUUGUGAAGAAGAAUAUAAAACAACAUGUUUCAUGGAUGUUGUUGUGGGAAUCGAUGUCUCCUCACAAAGUCUAGGUGACCAUGUAUUCCAUGGACAGUCCCAGCUGGAAAUGUACCUUCCUAAAAUUAUAAAUGCUCUCACAUCCUUAACUAGUGUGAGCUGCAGUGCAGGAUCACAAUCUCAAACCAGUGUAGCACUGAAAGUGACAAACACAGAUCCACUAGUGACAUCAAAGUUCCAAAUUGACAGUGAAAAACUUUUGAAGAGUCUUGUGGGAACCACCAUCAAGAAUGCGUCUCACCUUAACGCAGACUUUUUGGAUUCACUUUGGGAAACCUUCCAAAUCAAAUCUGCUAAUCAAAGAAAGGUGCUCCUUGUGUUUUCGGAUGGCUUGGAUGAUGAUAUAGAAAUCCUGGAGCAGAAGUCAGACGAACUCAAGCAAAAGGGUUUGGAUGCACUGAUAACUGUUGUUCUGGAAGGAGCUGCAAAUUUUAAUGAUCUUCAAUAUAUUGAAUUUGGAAAAGGGUUUGGAUACAGGACCCAACUGAAUAUUGGCCUGAGAAAUAUCGCCAGCCAGUUGUUCAAGUACAUUGCCAACAUCGCUGAACGAACAUGUUGCUGUGUGUUUUGCAAAUGUAUUGGUGAAGAGGGAGAAGGUGGAGACAGAGGAAGACAUGGGAUGAAGGGUCUUCAAGGUGUUAAAGGAAGCCCGGGACACUUGGGAGAAGAAGGGGAACCUGGCCAAAGAGGUUGCCCAGGACCAGAUGGAGAAAAGGGCUACCCAGGUUGCAAAGGAAACAGAGGACCAAAGGGGCAGAGAGGAAUAAUUGGCCGAAAGGGCAGCCCAGGACCAAGGGGACUCCCUGGUGAGCGUGGUGAGAAGGGCUUCCAAGGAGAUCCUGGUACUGCGGGACUAGACAAUGACAUAGCUGGACCAAGGGGUUUAGAAGGGGAAAGAGGAAGAGAGGGUGAGAGGGGACCAAGAGGCCACCCAGGAUUUCCUGGCUCAAAAGGAUCCAGAGGACGUCAAGGUCAAAGAGGCCAUCAAGGCCCCCAGGGAAGAAGAGGAACCUCUGGUCUUAGUGGUUUUCCUGGACCGCAAGGAUUUAAAGGUCCACAGGGUGAAAGAGGAAUUCAAGGAAUGAAUGGAAUGAAAGGAAGUCAAGGAAGGAAAUAUCUAUACUGUGAACCUUGCUGCAGUUUGAUAAAUGCUUCUAUGCAUCUAAAUGCAACCAAAAGUGUUGGGCAAAAAGGAUUUCCUGGAGCUAUGGGUCAGAAGGGUGAUGUCAGCGACCCUGACAUUCCAGGAGAAUGUGGGCCAAAAGGAAUCCUUGGGCAAAUGGGUCCGGCAGGUGCUACUGGCCUGAAAGGUACAUUGGGAGAUCAUGGUCCUCCAGGACAUAGGGGUAUUAAAGGAGUAAAGGGUGCAGCUUCCUUUUCAGUAUGUAUCCAUCACAUGUACCAUAAAUGUAAGCCAAAUACUACAUGCAAACGUACCAGAAGAACCCACCCGCUAUGGGCAUACGUGGAUACUGCUUUCAUUUUGGAUACCUUGCAGACAAUGAGUCCCAGUGAAUUUGAGAAGCUGAAGGGAUUCUUGAGCAGUGCAUUUGACAAUUUUGAUGUUUCCUCUGAGCCAGUGACAUCUUCUGUAGGUGACAGGGUGGCUGUGGUUAGCCACACUCCACCAUCCUUCAAGCCCCAGAUGCAGCAUCCUCCAGUAAAAAAAGAGUUUGACUUGGUGACUUAUGGCAGGACACAGUCAAUGAGAAGACAUAUCCAAGAAUCUCUUCAACAGCUGGGGGGAGGAGCUGCCAUCGGCCAUGCCAUCCAGUGGACAAUUAACCAUGUUUUCUCAGGAGCUCCCAGCCUGAGGAAACACAAGGCCCUCAUUGUUAUAUCUGCUGGGGAAACAAGUCAGUGGGAUAAAGAAGCAUUCAAAAAAGUGUCUCUGAGAGCCAAGUGCCAAGGUUAUGCCCUGUUGGUGCUAUCCUUGGGACAGGCAUACAAUAGGACAGAACUUGAGGAGCUGGCAAGUCGACCCUUGGAGCAGCAUUUGAUUCAGCUUGGCACACUUCACAAGCCUGAACUGAAAUAUGCACUUAUGUUCCUGAAACCAUUUCUAUACCUCCUUCGGAGUGGAAUCAACAGCUAUCCACCAGCUGAACUCAGAACAAAAUGUCACAAGGUCACCUCUCAAAAAUCAAGAUACACUUCAAGGAAUCUAAGCCUCAUGUAA